CAUUGAGCUUACCUGCAGAUAUAGAUCCACAGUAAGAAAGAAGCCUGCUACUGCCAGACCAAGUGCACCUGGGUUUGCUGACAGAGCCCUCCAAAACCAGCUUUCAGAUCCAUCUUUUCUCCAAGGCACCUCAAAACGAGCGAGAGGAGAAGACAAAUAAUAGGAUAUCUGCUUCAAAGAAAGGAGAUGGACAACAUGUCUCCCAGGCUGAGAGCCUUCCUCUCUGAACCCAUUGGGGAAAAGGAUGUGGCCUGGGUGGACGGCAUCAGCCGUGAGCUUGCCAUCAAUUUGGUCACCAAAGGCUUCAACAAGGCCUAUGUCCUGCUGGGACAGUUUCUUUUGAUGCACAAGAAUGAAGCAGAGUUCCAGAGGUGGAUCAUCUGCUGCUGUGGUGCUACCGAGUGUGAGGCCCGCCAGAGCUCCACCUGCCUGAAGGAGUGGUGUGCCUGUUUCCUGUAGACACCCUGGUCCUGCGGUGCUAACCCAGAUAAAGGGUUCCCAUGCUACUACACACAACCUCC
Messenger RNA from Arvicanthis niloticus (Nile rat), 521 nucleotides. NCBI's taxonomy places the organism in Eukaryota, Metazoa, Chordata, Mammalia, Rodentia, Muridae. The record is from RefSeq and is a predicted model, not a curated record.